This is a messenger RNA of Lodderomyces parapsilosis, 2010 nucleotides long. It is a transcript of the gene ACS2, whose product is annotated as acetate--CoA ligase. Gene Ontology annotation, cellular component: cytosol. Bases 1 to 2010 code for a protein of 669 amino acids. The record is from RefSeq and is a predicted model, not a curated record. Gene Ontology annotation, molecular function: acetyl-CoA synthetase activity; AMP binding. The transcript has a single exon. Lineage: Eukaryota; Fungi; Ascomycota; Pichiomycetes; Serinales; Debaryomycetaceae.
AUGACAGUUAAACCUACACACAAUGUUGUUCAUGAAGCUAAUGGUGUAGAUUUCAGAGAAACACCAGCUCAAUUCUUUGCCAGACAACCAAACAAUGGUCCAAUUACCGAUUUGCAACAUUAUAGGGAAUUGUACCAGAAAUCAAUUUCUGAUCCUGAAGGGUUUUUUGGUCCAUUGGCCAAAGAGCUUUUGACAUGGGACAGAGAUUUCCACAAGAUCAAGUCCGGUAGUUUGAAAAAUGGUGAUGCUGCUUGGUUUUUGGGUGGUGAAUUGAAUGCCUCAUUCAAUUGUGUUGAUAGGCACGCAUUUGCCAAUCCUGACAAGCCAGCUUUGAUUUACGAAGCUGAUGAUGAGAAGGAUUCAUACACUGUUACUUAUGGUGAAUUGUUAAGAGAAGUUUCCAAAGUUGCUGGUGUUUUACAAAGUUGGGGUGUUGGUAAAGGUGAUACUGUUGCUAUUUACUUGCCCAUGAAUGCUCAAGCCAUUAUCGCGAUGUUGGCUGUCACAAGACUAGGUGCUGCUCAUUCAGUAAUCUUUGCUGGUUUUUCAUCUGGUUCAAUCAAAGACAGGGUUAAUGAUGCUAGUUGCAAAGCAUUGAUUACAUGCGAUGAAGGUAAAAGAGGUGGAAAGAUUGUCAAUAUCAAAAAAUUGUGUGAUGAUGCAUUGGUUCAUUGUCCAAGUGUUGAAAAAGUCUUGGUUUAUAAAAGAACUGGUAACGAAGAGAUUACAUUGAAAGAAGGUAGGGAUUUUUAUUGGGAUGUUGAAUCUGCCAAGUUUCCAGGUUAUAUUCCUCCAGUACCAGUCAAUUCUGAGGACCCUUUGUUUUUAUUAUAUACCUCGGGAUCUACUGGUACACCAAAGGGAGUUGUUCACACUACUGCUGGGUUCUUAUUGGGAGCUGCAAUGACCACAAAGUAUGUUUUUGAUGUACAAAAAGAUGACGUCCUUUUCACAGCUGGUGAUGUCGGUUGGAUCACUGGCCACACCUAUGCCCUUUAUGGUCCAUUAUUAUUGGGUGUCCCAUCAAUCAUUUUUGAAGGUACUCCAGCAUAUCCAAACUAUGGUAGGUUUUGGCAAAUUGUUGAAAAACACAAAGCUACUCAUUUCUAUGUUGCUCCUACAGCUUUGAGAUUGUUGCGUAAGGCUGGUGAACAAGAGAUUCAAAAAUACAAUUUGUCCUCAUUGAGAAUGUUGGGUUCAGUUGGAGAGCCAAUUUCACCAGAUAUUUGGGAAUGGUACAAUGAACAUGUUGGAAAGAAUGAAUGUCAUAUUUCCGAUACAUAUUGGCAAACUGAAUCAGGAUCUCAUUUGAUUGCGCCAUUGGCCGGUGUUACUCCAAACAAGCCAGGCUCUGCAUCGUACCCAUUUUUUGGUAUCGAUGCUGCAUUGAUUGAUCCUGUAAGUGGUGUUGAGAUCGAGGGUAAUGAUGUUGAAGGUGUAUUGGUUGUCAAGGACCAUUGGCCAUCCAUGGCAAGAACUGUUUACAGAAACCACACCAAAUAUAUGGACACAUAUAUGAACCCCUACCCUGGCUACUACUUCACUGGUGAUGGUGCAGCAAGAGAUCAUGACGGAUUCUACUGGAUCAGAGGAAGGGUUGAUGAUGUUGUCAAUGUUAGUGGACACAGAUUAUCCACUGCUGAAAUCGAGGCGGCAUUAAUUGAAGACACUAGAGUUGGCGAGGCAGCAGUUGUUGGAAUCAACGAUGACCUCACUGGUCAAGCUGUCAUUGCAUUCGUAGCCUUGAAGCUGCAAACCGAUGACGAGAUUGCUUUAAGAAAAGAAUUGAUUUUACAAGUUAGAAAAGUUAUUGGGCCAUUUGCAGCACCAAAAGCUGUCAUUAUUGUACAAGAUUUACCAAAGACAAGAUCAGGCAAAAUCAUGAGGAGAAUCUUGAGAAAGAUCAGUUCCAACGAAGCCGACCAGUUGGGUGAUAUUACCACUUUAUCAAAUCCACAAUCAGUUGAAGGAAUUAUCAAGUCAUUCGCUUCCCAAUUUGGUAAAAAGUAG